AUGUCUGCCCUUCGUGUCGCCGGGCGCCGCCUGCCUCGCGCGUGCAAGUUCUCUGCUGCGGUCACUGAGUCACCGCUGCAGCGCCGAUGGGCGUCAAAUGCCGCUCACGAUAUGAAGGCACAAGCACUGAAGGAGGCCGCGCUCCCUAAUCCUGAUCCUGCGCCUGAUUCCCUCACCAUGUCCUUUAUCCAAGAGCGCACACCCUACAUGGUCCCGACCUACGUUCGCCCGACACCGAUGAUGAUGAAGGGACAGGGUGUUUAUCUGUGGGACAUGGAGAAUCGGAGGUACUUGGAUUUCACGGCUGGAAUUGCGGUCAACUCCCUCGGCCAUUGUGACCAGGAGAUUGCACAGAUCAUUGCGGAACAGUCUGAGAUUCUCAUUCACGCCUCCAACCUCUACCACAAUCCUUGGACUGGUGCUCUGAGUCAGUCUUUGAUUAAACUGACCCACGAGUCGGGGGCGAUGCGCGAUGCAGCGCAGGUCUUCAUCUCUAACUCCGGCACCGAGGCCAACGAGGCCGCCAUCAAGUUUGCCCGCAAGGUUGGCCGGUCUCUGGACGAGUCAGGCGCCAAACACGAGUUUGUCUCGUUCCACAACUCCUUCCAUGGUCGCACCAUGGGCGCUUUGUCCGCGACCCCGAACCCGAAGUACCAGACUCCAUUCUCGCCCAUGGUGCCGGGGUUCAAGUACGGCAACUACAAUGAUAUCGAGCAGCUCCAGACCCUCAUUACGGACAAGACUUGCGGUGUGAUCAUCGAGCCGAUCCAGGGUGAAGGAGGUGUCAACGUGGCGACACCCGAGUUCCUCGUAGCUCUUCGCAGGCGCUGCGACGAGGUCGGGGCUGUCUUGAUCUUUGACGAGAUUCAGUGCGGAUUGUCCCGCACUGGCGCUUUCUGGGCUCACGCCCACCCGUCCCUGACUCCGGCUUCAGGACAGGCUGCGCACCCAGACAUCUUGACGAGUGCCAAGGCACUGGGCAACGGCAUUCCCAUCGGCGCAACCAUCAUCUCUGGCAAGACCGUUGCUCCACACAUCAAGACGGGCGACCACGGCACGACCUUUGGAGGAAACCCGCUGGCCUGCCGCGUGGCACACCACAUCGUGGAGCGGCUCUCGUCGCCGUCGCUGCAGGCUUCCGUCAAGGAAAAGUCAGCGCAGUUUAUGUCUGGAUUCCAGGUCCUGGAGAAGAAGUACCCGGAUCUCAUUCAAGAGAUUCGCGGCCGUGGCCUGAUUCUUGGCGCGCAGUUGUCUCCCGAGUAUGCCGACAAGGCCGGCGAUAUUGUCAACGCCGCCCGUGAGAGGGGUCUCUUGAUCAUCACGGCGGGCAGUGGGUGCAUUCGCUUCGUGCCUGCUUUGACUGUCACAGAGGAACAGAUCAAGACGGGUCUGGGCAUCUUGGACCAGGCCCUUGCCGCUGUUCUCCAGUCAUGA
Messenger RNA from Penicillium lagena, 1434 nucleotides. Its product is annotated as acetylornithine transaminase. The transcript is spliced from 2 exons. The record is from RefSeq and is a predicted model, not a curated record. Gene Ontology annotation, biological process: arginine metabolic process. Gene Ontology annotation, cellular component: mitochondrial matrix. Gene Ontology annotation, molecular function: pyridoxal phosphate binding; identical protein binding; transaminase activity. The coding region runs from base 1 to 1434 and encodes 477 amino acids. Lineage: Eukaryota; Fungi; Ascomycota; Eurotiomycetes; Eurotiales; Aspergillaceae.